This is a messenger RNA of Homalodisca vitripennis (glassy-winged sharpshooter), 954 nucleotides long. Its product is annotated as proteoglycan 4-like. Lineage: Eukaryota; Metazoa; Arthropoda; Insecta; Hemiptera; Cicadellidae. The record is from RefSeq and is a predicted model, not a curated record. Bases 1 to 954 code for a protein of 317 amino acids. The transcript has a single exon.
AUGUCACAGCCACUACUACCAACUACACAUCAGCAGCCUACCGGUACACAGGACCGGGACAGCGAGUUGACAGCUAUUGCCCGCAAUAAACAAUCACCACGGCAACCUCAUGUCACAGCCACUACUACCACUACACAUCAGCAGCCUACCGGUACACAGGACCGGGACAGCGAGUUGACAGCUAUUGCCCGCAAUAAACAAUCACCACGGCAACCUCAUGUCAAAGCCACUACUACCACUACACAUCAGCAGCCUACCGGUACACAGGACCGGGACAGCGAGUUGACAGCUACUACCCGCAAUAAACAAUCACCACGGCAACCUCAUAUCCCAGCCACUACUACCACUACACAUCAGCAGCCUACCGGUACACAGGACCGGGACAGCGAGUUGACAGCUACUACCCGCAAUAAACAAUCACCACGGCAACCUCAUGUCAAAGCCACUACUACCACUACACAUCAGCAGCCUACCGGUACACAGGACCGGGACAGCGAGUUGACAGCUAUUGCCCGCAAUAAACAAUCACCACGGCAACCUCAUGUCAAAGCCACUACUACCACUACACAUCAGCAGCCUACCGGUACACAGGACCGGGACAGCGAGUUGACAGCUAUUGCCCGCAAUAAACAAUCACCACGGCAACCUCAUGUCAAAGCCACUACUACCACUACACAUCAGCAGCCUACCGGUACACAGGACCGGGACAGCGAGUUGACAGCUAUUGCCCGCAAUAAACAAUCACCACGGCAACCUCAUGUCAAAGCCACUACUACCACUACACAUCAGCAGCCUACCGGUACACAGGACCGGGACAGCGAGUUGACAGCUAUUGUCCGCAAUAAACAAUCACCACGGCAAACCUCAUAUCACAGCCACUACUACCACUACACAUCAGCAGCCUACCGGUACACAGGACCGGGACAGCGAGUUGACAGCUAUUGCCCGCAAUAG